GUGGCGGUAGCACGGCGCAGGCACCGGCUCGGGAGCGGCACCAUGAGCGGGUCACAGAACAAUGACCUGAAAAGACAGUUUCUGCUGGAGCGUCUGCUGGAUGCCGUGAAACAGUUGUGUUUUAGGGCUACUCUUCUGGGCGCUGAGGUGGUGGCUGGAAUUAGUGCCCCGUGGGCACAAGAACAGAGACACACAGGAGGAAUGAAGCCAUGCCCAGGGUCGCGUGGGUCCUCCAGUGCCAGAUCCGCUUUGGAGGGAGAAAGGAGAUCGCCUCGGAUUCCGACAGCAGGGUAACCUGUCUGUGUGCCCAGUUUGAGGCGGUCCUGCAGCAUGGCCUGAAGAGGAGCCGGGGAUUAGCGCUAACGGCGGCGGCGAUCAAACAGGCAGCAGGCUUCACCAGCAAAACUGAAACAGAGCCCGUAUUCUGGUUCUAUGUGAAGGAGGUCCUCAGCAAGCACGAGCUGCCACGCUUCUACUCCCUGCGCCACAUCGCCUCGGACGUGGGCCGCGGCCGGGCCUGGCUGCGCUGUGCCCUCAACGAACACUCCCUGGAGCGCUAUCUGCACAUGCUCCUGGCUGACCGCAGCAGGCUCAGCACUUUUUAUGAAGACUGGUCUUUUGUGAUGGAUGAAGAAAGGUCUAGCAUGCUUCCUACCAUGGCAGCUGGUCUGAACUCCAUCCUCUUCGCAAUCAACAUUGAUAACAAGGAUUUGAAUGGGCAGAGCAAGUUUGCUCCUACCGUCUCAGACCUCUUAAAGGAGUCAACGCAGAAUGUGACGUCCCUGCUGAAGGAAUCCACGCAAGGAGUGAGCAGCCUUUUCAGGGAGAUCACAGCAUCGUCCGCUGUCUCCAUUCUCAUCAAACCGGAGCAGGACACCGACCCCCUGCCUGUUGUGUCCAAGCACGUCAGUGCUGAUGUCAAAAGUAAAAAGGAGCGGAAGAAGAAAAAGAAGGUGACCAACAUUAUCUCUUUUGAUGAUGAGGAAGAGGAACAGAACUCUGGCGAUGUUUUUAAAAAGAUCCCCGGGGCAGGGGAGAGCUCAGAGGAGAACUCCGACCGCUCCUCCAUCAAUAUCAUGUCGGCCUUUGAAAGCCCCUUUGGGCCAAAUUCCAACGGAAGUCAGAGCAGCAGCUCAUGGAAAAUUGAUUCGCUGUCGUUGAAUGGGGAGUUUGGGUACCAGAAGCUCGAUGUGAAAAGCAUUGAUGAUGAAGAUGUGGAUGAUAAUGAGGAUGAUGUGUACAGGAACAUGUCGGGAAGGAAGUGCCUGGGCCACUCGGGGUCGCCUGAGAAGCCGCUGGAUGGGAACUCCCACCUCUCCCAGAUGCACAGCUGGGCUCCCCUGCAGGUGCUACAUGGCGACGCCGACGUCCUCUUUCCGGUCAGCGGAGUGGGCUCCUACAGCCCUGCAGAUGCCCCCCUUGGGAGCCUGGAGAACGGGACAGGACCAGAGGACCACGUUCUUCCGGAGCCCGGCCCCCGGUACAGUGUGGAAGCCAGUCCUCCUGGCCAGGGAAGCCCUCUGAGUAGCCUGUUACCUUCUGCCUCCGUGCCAGAGUCGAUGACAAUUAGUGAACUGCAUCAAGCCAUUGUGGCCAUGAUGAACAGGAAGGACGAGCUGGAAGAAGAGAACAGGUCUUUGCGGAACCUGCUGGAUGGGGAGAUGGAGCACUCAGCAGUGCUGCGGCAGGAGGUCGACAGCCUGAAAAAGAAGGUGGCCGAGCAGGAGGAGCGGCACAUCCUGAAGGUCCAGGCGCUGGCGAGAGAAAACGAGGUGCUCAAAGUCCAACUGAAGAAAUACGUAGGAGCUGUCCAGAUGCUGAAAAGAGAAGGCCAAACAGCUGAAGUUGUACCAAAUCUUUGGAACGUUGAUGGAGAAGUUACAGUCACGGAGCAGAAGCCGGGUGAAGUGGCCGAGGAGCUGGCGAGCUCCUAUGAAAGAAAGCUCAUCGAGGUAGCGGAGAUGCACGGCGAGCUGAUUGAGUUCAACGAGCGCCUGCACAGGGCCCUGGUGGCCAAGGAGGCCCUCGUGUCCCAGAUGAGACAGGAGCUCAUUGACCUGCGGGGACCGGUGCCUGGAGAUUUGAGUCAAACGUCCGAAGACCAGAGUUUGUCGGAUUUUGAAAUAUCAAACCGGGCCCUGAUCAACGUCUGGAUCCCAUCAGUGUUUCUCCGGGGCAAAGCGGCGAACGCCUUCCACGUGUAUCAGGUCUACAUCCGGAUAAAAGAUGAUGAGUGGAAUGUCUAUCGGCGGUAUACAGAGUUCAGGAGUUUGCACCACAAGUUACAGAACAAGUACCCCCAAGUGAGGGGCUACAACUUCCCACCCAAAAAGGCCAUUGGAAACAAGGAUGCCAAGUUUGUGGAGGAGCGGAGGAAGCAGCUGCAGGACUACCUACGCAGCGUCAUGAACAAGGUCAUCCAGGUGGCCCCCGAGUUUGCUGCCAGCCCCAAGAAGGAGACCCUCGUGCAGCUGAUGCCCUUCUUUGUGGACAUCACUCCUCCUGGAGAACCACUGACCAAGAACACCCGGCCCAAAGUGGCUUCCCGCUUCCCCAAGCUGUCCCGAGGUCACCCUAGAGAGACCCGCAACGUGGAGCCCCAGAGCGGCGACCUCUGACCUCCACCGAAUCCCAGACUUGGGCCCAAUGUGCUGCGCCAGCUGCCUCCGCCCAGCCACUCGGCAUCUGACCUGGCCCCAGCAGCUGGCCCCUUCCAGCCUGGAGUGAGCCCCCACGUCACCGGGUGAAGCCCCGAGAGCACACCUUCCCCCCAGUCCUGUGACACUGAUUAAACUGGGCAGUCUCAGAGGGCAAGGUGGCUGCUUGCCAGACAGACUCGGACACACGGGCACCCUCCCAGGGCCUGUCCCUUCCCCUCCCUCCAGCUCAGGGGCCGGCAGGAGGGUGGGCACUGGGGGCAGCUCGGAGCCCCUUGAUGGAGGCGCACAACUCCGAGGUGGUUCAGAAACCACCUUUGGACUCUUUCCCACACGGGAAUUAGAACGACUGUUACCUUUUUUUUUUUUCCUGUUAACAUAACUGCCUGCUGUAACCUAUGGACACGUGGGGUUAGAGGGGGGAGGUUGCGUUCCUUCCCCUUUUACUCUCUACCCGUGGUCCUAAGACCCCCUGGUUGUAGAAUCCGUGGCUCGCGGUAACUCACGUGGCUUUCCUGUGAAGGGGCCACUAAGGACGCUGAAUGGAGGUGCACAGAGCACUUCCCCCAACCUUCAGAGCUUGGCUUCUGGAAGGACUAGCCCCUGUAGGUGAAACCUGAGGCCCCCUGGGCCCACAUGCCCCUUGUGAGGCUUGAUGGCCCUGGGCUGUCCAGAAACCCGGAGCCUUGACCUCACAAGACAAGAGGCCUCAAGGUCAUGAGAGAGACUAUGUUCUGAGAACUACGGUGGAAGCGGCCACAGGCCCUCAGGCUUGCAGACUCCGGAGCCCGCAGAGCUCCACGUGGCUCCCUGGGAACCAGACAACAUACACUCGCGACAGAUCAUGGUCAUUCCCCAAAGACACAUUCAUGCUGUACCCUCUGCCCCCCCACGUGCUCUCAGUGUGUGUCCCCCCCAGUCUCAGAGCAGGCCCCUCAGCAGGCAGGAACGGGAUGGAGAUGAGUAGCCCGGCCAGCUCCCGCUCCCACGUCAACUCACUUCGCAGAACCAGAGCCCUUUGGCCAGUUUGAACGUGCAGCACCCCGUGAACGGCGCGUACAGCUAUGAAGAGCUCGCGUUUUCUGGGGGAAGGACUGAGGAGCUUGGUCCGUGUUGUCCAACAGACCACGCGGCAGCCAGACUGACGUGAGCGAGAGGGAGGGCGUGAGGUGCUUGUGGACGGCUAACCCCAGCAGCUUCCUGGAACCGUCAGAACCGCUCAGACUUGGGGAGCCGCCCCCCACCCCGGGCAGGCGUCAAGCAUUUCCUAGACCGAGGGACACUCCAGCACGCGGCAUCUGGAAGCUUUCUGCCAGGCAUUCCCGUGAGCCGGGGGCAGCGGAGACGAUUCCGGGCAGUUCAGCACAGUGACGUGCUGUCCGUGCCGCCCUCCAGGGAACCGCAGCAGCCCGAUCCACUUUGGAGGGAGCCAUGAGCUGGGGGAGCAGAACGAGCCCGCCGUUCCCGUGGGGGGAAGCUGGAGGGGCCCUGUCACCAGCUCGGAGGGCUCGAGAGGACCCGAGACACCAUGUCCCGGGAAAGCAACAUGGGGACUUGCCUUGUUUGCCAGGGGCUUCCUUUCCAUUCCAGGUCCCACAGGGCCAGUCAGGUGCCCGUCACUGGCUGUGGGAACAGAGUUGCCUUGGACUCUGAGAGCUUGCGCUGCCCCAGUCCUGCCUCCCGGGGGUGGGGUCCUGCUCCCCCUUGGUCCCUGGGAAGCCGUGUUUGCAUGGGAUAUGGAGUGGAGCCUCCCGUGGCUGACGUCCCCUGCGGCUGAGGGUUCUGCUCAACUCACCUGUUCGGACACCAAACCCGAGACAUGUCUGUGAAUCUGACCUUACCUUCUCCAGAAUUCCUGGAACCUGCUUUGACAUUCUGCAGAGGUUAAAAAAACAAAAGCCCAGAACUGUAAGGGACAGAUGCUAAGCCUUGAAAAACAAUUACACACUCACCCUGUAUUCACAAAAGGAGAAACUCUGCCUAUUUUUUAAAGCUUGAUCAUUCAUGGAAACCUUGCCCUGCUCUUCUGAAACACAGCUGGAAAAGCCUGUUCCUGGGACCACACGCGACCCAUCGAGGCUGCGUGCAAUGUGCACCCCGUGUUCGCGAUGCCACAGAAACCCUAGAACCAGUCAGCAUACAGACCAACCCCCUCAUUUCAGCUCCGACCCACACGUGACCUACACAUGACAGCCACUCCUCAACGCCUUAACUCUGGGCUCACAGGAUGUUCCAUGGUGGCACUCCAUGCCACUGCUCGAGAUCCCUGCCCUGCUCCCCAGCAGGCGGGGUGGACACAGAAGCAGUGGACCUCCCAUUCCUGGAGCAAGAACCACAGACCCAGGUCCACCUCCCCCCCCUCCCCCCACCCCGUGGCUGUGUCAUCUGCUGCCCUGUUGUCUGAUCCAGUUCAGGGGGCUGGCUGGCCCCGCCCUGCAUAUCACCCACGCAGCCCCGUGACCUGUCAGAGGGAAAGACAGUGCAACAGAAAAAACCAGUGCUAGCUGUUCCUGGAUCCAGUAAGAAGGUUCUUUGGCACCUCCCGAGCUGGCACCCGAGGAAGGUGACAGGGCCCACCUGGGAGAGGCGUUCUAUCUCACGACGCUCACCGAGGGCACCACUACCCAGGUACACCCAAGGGCUUUGGUUACAGAGGGAUCCCCUACCAUCCUACGAGUCCUAGCAGGAGACAGAAGCAGGGAAAGGGAGGAAUGGGCUGAGGGUCUAUGGACAGGAUGUAGUUACACGCUGGGCUCCGCUCCACGGCUGGGCGCCUCCUGAGUUCCCGCUAACCCCUCAAAGUUGUUGACAUCGGAUGGAUAGCACAGCUGCGGCUCCUGCCAAGAGCCAGCAGGCCCGGGAGGCCUAAUGAAUCCCGUUUGGGCCCAAGUCUGCAAGUGGGAACGGAGCGCUACCAGCCAGUCCCGCAAUCAGACACCACCCUGCUUGCCUCCCAGCACCCAGAACCAGGCUCUCUCUGGCCGGGCUGCGCCAAGUGUCCUCAAUUUCUCUCGGCUCCGCAUGGGGAAGUUCACUCAUUCGAGGCCCAGGGCACACGAUUCUAGGCUGCAACUGCCCACCCCCACCUCCUGACCUUCACUGGGGUACCGGCCCGCCCCCACGCAUGCAGGCCAAGCCUUGUCCUGUGCGGCCCCCGCAGGCACCCGCCCCACCAGUCUCCUCCAGAAGCCUUCAUGCCUCAGCCUGGCACCUUUGUGCCAGCACCAGAGCCCGUUCCCGGGGAGCCGCUGCACUCCUGAGGGGCCAUCUCGCCUGGGCACGGAACUGAGGGCAAACAGGCUCCAUUUUCAGCCUGGAGCGGCCGGAACACCACCUGCCAGGGCCCCGCCUGCCCAGGAGCAUCAGACCGGCAAGAACGGACCCCAGAAGGGGCACAGCUCCUGCUCGAUUUCUUCCCCGAAGGCAAUAAUUGUCCUGACCUUUCCUCCGUGUUUCACUCGGGACCGUGCCGUGCACGCUGGGCUCUGGCCCCCCACUCAGGCCGCAGCAGACAGAGGCUGCUUCCGGCAGGCAGCCGUCUGCUCAGGAGCAAGGUCUUAUACAACCAUCAUUUUUCUAAAUAUUUUGCAUUGUUUCAUUGAAGCUAACAUUAAAUAUUUGCUGUUGGGUUUGGCUUCUGUGCUAAUUUUGCACAAUUGUAGCACUGUAUAUUUUAUCUAACGUUUCCGUGCCAAAAAGUUCAUUUUCAUGUUUCCGUAACACGUGGUUUUGAUUAGGUUUCUAAAAUAAAACCUCAGCUACUGGAUCGGUAGGGAUGAGGGGGGACCGUUGGCGCCCUCCGAGCCCACCGGCUCUGGGCUCAGCCGACCGCGGCCCCGACGCAGCUCCUUGGCUCACCCUGCACUCACCUUCCCCGCGACCAUGAACCACGGCUGUGCACGGGCCUGCGUGUGACACUCUGGGUGAGGGCAGGGAGCCUCUACCCACGUGUCUAAAGCCUCACCGCCACAGCGAAUGGGCUUCUUUACCUACCUAACCCGUUUCUUGAGAGGAAAAUAGAAAAUCUGGUUUCUCUAAAGUGCGGCUGAGCUUACAGCCUGGAUGAGCCCCCACCGCUGGAACACGCUGAAUGCACUAACUGUUCUGAGGUCCUGGGGCUCCGUGCUCACGGGCACGUGAGUGCUGCUCCGUCGUGCAUGGAAAACCACGAGCUGGCCUGCCCAGGGAGCGCCCUUCUCCCCGGAGCCUGCUCCAGUCCGCUUCCCGCCUUCCCCACUGCGAGCCGCGAGGCCACUCGUUCACCUGGAAGGAUUCUUUCCACCCUCAGGAGAAACUGGAGCUGAGGCCCUUGCAAAAGCCAGGACCGUGGCCACAGAAGGUCACGGAAGAGCAGACGGCACAUUUGCACCCUGAAUUGCUGAAAGGAGCCUGGAGAACACGCGUUUGCCGGAGUGAGGGGUGGUGGGGUUCACAAGGAUGUUUUCCCAUCUGGCAUCCAGCCUAGAAACAACGUCCUUACCUCUGCGGCCUUAGCUUCCCCACCGCUGCCAUCGUCGUUCGGUAGAACACUGCCCACCGUAGCAAAUACGGACUUCCAGAAGGAGAGCGCCUGGUGAACAUAUCCCAGCAGAGUCCCCCUCAACUGACCGGGUCCCCAUGAGCCCUCUGCCAGGGAGGGGGGAAUUCGGCAACACAUGGAGAGUCUAGUCCACUGUCUGGACGAACGUGGGGCCUAGCAGUCGGCAGAUUCACGUGAAGUAUUAUGUUAACUGCCCUCUUAUGUUAAGGUUUACACAAUAGAAUUUUUAAACAAAUGUGUUUAAUUUUCUAAAAUCUCUUGUAUUAAAAUUUUCUUUUGGAAUAAGCUGUGGUAAUUUUGUUACAAUCUGGUUGAGAUACACCUCUUUACAACGACAAUAAAAACAGUCACAUUUUAUAAAUUAGACAGUC
Molecule: messenger RNA, 7568 nt
Organism: Ailuropoda melanoleuca (giant panda)
Lineage: Eukaryota; Metazoa; Chordata; Mammalia; Carnivora; Ursidae
Gene: SNX29
Product: sorting nexin 29
Exons: 22
Coding region: 210-2618 (802 amino acids)
Molecular function (GO): phosphatidylinositol binding
Source: RefSeq, a predicted model, not a curated record